Messenger RNA from Phyllopteryx taeniolatus (common seadragon), 2777 nucleotides. RefSeq names its product myeloid-associated differentiation marker homolog. The record is from RefSeq and is a predicted model, not a curated record. Lineage: Eukaryota; Metazoa; Chordata; Actinopteri; Syngnathiformes; Syngnathidae. Gene Ontology annotation, cellular component: membrane. Bases 188 to 1069 code for a protein of 293 amino acids. The transcript has 2 exons.
GAUGCCUAAUUUGGAGGUCUGGGCGGGGAGGGAGCUGGCAAGGAAGUCAAGUGGGAGUCUUCUCCGGUCGCUCUCUUUCGCUCCCUUCUCUGUGUGUGUGAGAGGCUCUCCGCCGCUGGAUGUUUGCGUGAGACACUACAGCUGAGCACACGAGAUUUGUCUACGAGCGAGGCGACCAAGCGUCAACAUGGCAAUCGUCCUGCACUCUACCCCGCUCCUGUGGACGCGUCUGGCAGCGCUGAUCUUCUCCUGCGUGGCCUUCUCGGUGGCGGUCCACGGCGGGCGUCUGUACCAUGGCACGGGCGACUGGUGCAUCUUCUGCUGGGCCUUCAGCUUCGCCGGCACCGUUCUGGUGCUCCUGGUGGAGCUGUUCGGCCUGCAGACCAGAGCGCCCGUCUCCUGGAAGAACUUCCCCAUCACGUUCGCCUGCUACGCCGCCCUGCUGUGCCUGUCGGCGUCUAUCAUCUUCCCCCUGUACUACCUGAAGGGCUCCAUGGGGCCCAGCGAGGUGCGCGACUACCGCAUCGUUUCCACCGUCUUCUCCUGCCUGGCCACCAUCGCCUACAUGAGCGAGGUGAGCAUCAGUAAGGCGAGGCCGGGCGAGGUGGCCGGCUACAUGGCCACCGCCCCGGGCCUGCUCAAGGUGUGCGAGACCUUCGUGGCGUGUAUCAUCUUCGUGUUCAUCAGCGACCCGGUGGUGUACGACCGCCACGACGCCCUCAAGUACUGCAUGUCCGUCUACUGCAUCUGCUUCAUCCUGUCCGCCGCCAUCAUCGUCCUGUGCGUGGGCGAGUGCACCGGCUGCCUGCCGUUCCCCUUUGCUCGCUUCCUGUCCGGCUACGCCCUGCUGGCCGUGGUGCUCUACCUGUCGGCCACAAUCGUCUGGCCCAUCUUCAACUUCGACCCCAAGCACGGCGGCAGCAAGCAGCGGCCGCCCAACUGCAGCAUCACGCAGGGGUUGUGCGUGUGGGACAAGCUGAUGGCGGUGGCCGUGCUCACGGCUGUCAACUUCGUCCUCUACCUGGCUGACCUCAUCUACUCUGCCCGCUUGGUGUUCGUCAGCGUUUGAGAUUCCGGCAAAGUGAAAUUUGGCGGCUUGCGGGUCGGGAAUCUUAACUCGACUCCGAAUUGUCUUCAAAAAUGCAUGUAUAACGGAACUUCCAAGGCGGAACAGUACAAAUUUCAGCGUUCAGAAGAAAUUUUCAUGAAACAUAGGGCACUUGACUUGCAAGAUUAAUUGGUUCCUUGACCACGCUUGCAAGUCAAAACGUUUGUAUCUCAAAUCAUCUUUCCCCAUUCAAAUGAAGAGAAUGCCAUUAAUGCGUUCCAAUCCCACAUUGUGCUCUUCCGGGUAUGUGUGACUUGGCCACUAGGGGCAGUAAAAUACAGCCAUACAGACCAAAAACGAAGAAGAGUUUCACAACUAAGUGACUCAGCAAGGUGCACUCAUACAAUAUGGAGUUCAAAUGUAAUUUUCAGGAAAUAUUUGCCUCAAAAUGCGCAACGUCAGAAAGUAUAGUGGAUUUGUUGUUUUCUCUGCCGUUUCUAUGUUGUUGUAUUUUUACGUUAAAAAAGGGUAAAGACGAAACACGUAAUGAUUGAAAAAAAGUGCUUCGUCAGCAAAUUAAGUGAGACUUUAGCCUAGUGAUUAUCCAAAACAAAAACCUCACAAGUGCCUUAUUAUUAUUAUCAUUAUUAUUAUUUUUUUUUUUACUACAGAUGGUUACCAGUGAUGCCAAAGAGGAAAAACGUAAUGAUAACCAUAUAACAGGAAAUGGGGAGGGGGAAAAAAAAUGUUUACAUCCAAAGAAACAAUCACCGUUUGCUAGCUUUGUGAUUUCAGCAUAGGAGGUUACCAUGGCAAAGAGAGGAGAAAUGUCGCGAUAAGUGUAGAACAGGAAAUGAAAUAUGUACUGGUAAAUUGGACAAAAUGUAGUAUGCGGACCCAUUUGAGGCCGUCAAAUUCUUAGAUAAUUGUGAUAAUAAGCAUGUGGCUUUUUGCACUUAAAACUGCGACGUAAAAUGUCCCCUUUCAGAGGUUCCGCUGUAAUGUCAUGAAAGACUCCACAAGCCUGCCAAAUUUGAUUUCGCUUAUCGUCUGACUAAUGAGGUUGUUGUGGGCGGGGUCUUUGGGGUUGGGGGGGGGGGGGCGGGCGGGCGGGCGGAUAUAUGGUUCUAUGUUUCCAUGUCCGCUUUGUGUCCAUGUGUUGAAGGACCCAAAAGAGUGUGAAGCAGAGCAUGCAUAUGAAGUUCAAAAACACAAAUAAAACCGUCAUUCCUUUAGUCCACAUUGACAUAAGCUGGAGAGGAUGUGCAUGUAAACAGUAGAGUAUUGAUAUUAUUUCCUAGCAUUAUGAACGUCACUAAUCAGCAGAAAAUUAAAAAUGUUUUGUUUUUGUUUUACUUGAAGCGAUGCAUCACUAAAAUGAACAAGCGACUUGAUGUUUAAUGAUUUCUAUUGUACAGGGGGGGGAACACAUACUUGCAAGUUACGAUAUAUAUAUGCGGAAUUUGUGUGGAUUUAACAAAAGUAGACACAUAUGUAUAUGUACACUGUAUAUGUGCACAACAUAUCUUCGUACACACUUAAAUGCUAUUUGUCACGUCGUCAAAGGCUCUGUUGGUUUUGGAAGGCUAUUUUUUUUAAACUAAUACUUUUUGUAUUCUGCCAUUUUUGUGUUUUGCAGCGUGCCCACCGCAUCAUUGCAAGACAAUGUAACCUUUUUUUUUUUUUUUUUUUUUUGCAUUUCAAUAAAGAAAACACGUAUUUAAACACA